AUGGCCGGAUAUAUUUCGCUUAUCUUCAAUGUGCAACUUACUGCACCAUCUUUUACAAGGUUGCUGUAUCAUGGAGCGAUUGCUAUGACUUUGACUCCCCCGCCAGACGCCGAGACCAGACUAAUUGACGUUAUUGUGGACCAGCCACUCUGCCCCCUACAGCUUGUUGGCCCAAGAGCUGAAUACCAUGUCAGCCUUGAGAAUCGUUGCGCAAGCGAGUGCGAAGUUACAGCCGCAAAGGAUGCCGCUACCUGUAAUCUUUGGGUAGUUGAAAAACUGCAAGUCAGUGAAGGCAAGAGAGUGGCUUCUCAAGCGGCCGCCAGCUUACUCCAGAGCGUUUUGAAGGAGCGAGAUAAGGUCGUUGUAAGAACUGGAGGUAAUAGCGGUGAGAAAAAGCAUGGCCUGGUGGAAGAAAUCGCCCAAGCGGCCGCAACAGGUAUCGGCACUAUCUCCGAGGCCUUACAUCACAGAAAAGAGAAGAAGUCUAGAGCUCUCCAUCUAGACGAGACUUCAGUUCAUCCAGGCAGUAUCAGCAACUCAGAAUCGAGACCCACACAUCUUGACAAAGGGAUGAGAAAAGCGAACUCCACGGAAUUUGAAGCAGCAACGCCCAUAUCAACUUCGCCACCUGCUAGAGACACAGAUGAGCUUGCAUUGGCUUUUAUCAAACGACAUCCAUUGGACAUUACUGGGAGUUCUGAGGACAGGCAGAGACUCUCUCUGCCAGUCCUCAUACCUCAGAGACGGCCCGAGAAGCGAGCUCGGGGUUUCAUACGAGCCUACGCUCCCAUGAUGGCCGACGUUGAUAUCAAUCAAGAUACUUUACUGGACUUCAUCGAUACUUUUAAUAAGUCACUCGAACCCAACCCUUGGAUCAGCGCCGUCAAUUUGGCGGGGUUUGCAGGGGAAGCGCUGCCCGAUCCGGCAUCGCUGCUCUUCGGAUUCGCCGUCGAGGCUGCCACAAAGGCUAUCAUGGAGGGACAAAGUCUCUUUUGCUCCAACAAGUUCUUGAACUGCGUCAACGUAGAGUUCUUCAUUCCGCGAGGGUUAGUCUGCCUCGUCGUCACAUGGCAGCCCGGCAAUUACAGCGGCCAAUUCGCAACCAACUUUGAGGAAGAAGUGGAUUUGCCCCAGGCCAGGCCUGAUUUAAGGCAGGAAAUCGCAAAUGUUGCCGCAGGAAAUGAGAAGCCCUUAGAGGGCUGGCGAGAGUUGAAGACACAGAUGUACGACUUGAUGAAGCCCACUCGUGGCGACUUCAGCUGGCCUGAGCCGGCGCCUCUUAUCUUCCCGGACUUCGAGGGCACCCCCGGAAAAGCUGAUGUUGAAGCAAAAAAGAAGAAUGCUUGGGACAGAAUCGAAGACUGGAUCAACGACCACUCAGACAAACGCGCUCAAGCUAGCUGGAUCGACGACAACAAGGAUUACGCGGGUAUGAACUUGAUGCCACAGCCAAGAUUCAAGUCACGAUACGCUGAUCCGAAUCACCAAGCAUCUAGCGGAGAUCUUGUCUCCCUGAUCACAGCAGGCCGGUGGAGGCUUGCUAAGAACAGUAAGGCUGAAUCCAGCAAACAGCCAGAGAAGAUGGCAGAUACGAAUUGUCAUAAAGAGAAAGAGGUGCAGGAGGGCGGCAAGAAGUACAAAACGCAGAAUACAACAGAAGAAAGAAAGAAAAGCCUGCUGGGAGCGGGGCGAGAGAAGAAGGAUCAUGGCGAGACGGGAGAAAUGGCAAAUCGCCAGGAAAGGAACCGGGAGACUAUGAGCCCGAAUGGUCACAAACAAGAAGGGGGCAGCGCAAACGAUAUCUGGAAAGACAAUGCAACGAAGACAGAAGACGAAUGCAGAACUGGCGAGAUUGAAGAUGGCCGGGCAAGUGCAGGCGCGGAGAAAGGCCGGGCCAAGGAAGUGAAAAAGAAAGGUGGUUCUUCAAGCAAGUCUGUUAAUGUCUUCAAGGGUCUAUUCCAAAAGGGCUAUGCAACACGCUCACACUCCCAAUUCCCCUCGACAGUCAUCGUUCCUGUUCAUCAUUUCAACGCAUCUAGAUCCCCAUAUCAGCAAGAUCUCACACUGAAGCUUAAUUCUUCCAACCUCAUAUCAUCUGAACUUUGCUCAAUCUCCAAUCUCACUGAGCUCAGAGCCUCCAUAAGCCGUUUCACAUGGAGUUCGAUAGACUCAACGCCUACGACCUCAACUCUUAAUUACCUUCGCCAGAAUGAUGUUUUUGAUUUGUUAUGGUUAGCUUUUGACAGCAAACAAGCUGUUCAUGGCAUUUUCAAUGUCCAAGGCGCCGUGGCUGCUGGAAAAGCCGAGUUUGUUGUAUUCGCUUGGCAAAACCUCAUGAUGGAGGAUCAUCUGAGGGAUGUCAUUGAGCACCGUACAUGGCAAUUAUGCAAGGAAAAUCAAAUUCCCACGUUGUUUGUUAAUAGCAUGUACUUCCUGGGUCAUGCUUGUGGUUUUGAUUAUUCUAUCCGUGCUGUAGCCGUUACUUUCCAGGAAGGCAGCGAGCUGACAGAGGAGAUCAUGGACAUGAAGAAGAGGAUUCAAAGGCUCAGGCAGAUUCCCGACGACCCCGAAGCUGAAGACCGCCCGUGUGCCGGUGUUCUCGACAGGAAGCCGAGCGACUUCGAGGCUGAAGAAACUAUUUGCAUCGAAAAUCUCGGUAGCAAGCCCGAAGGUCUCGGGACUGAAAUACCAGUUUCGGCUGAUGUCCUUGAAAGUAAGCCGGGCAACCUCAAGGCUAUACAGCCCAUGCUGGCUGAUAGCAUUGGGAUUCCAGUUGAAACAUCUGAGAUUGCACAAUCUUCGCGGGCUGACAGCUUCGGGAGCACCUCAAGUGUAUCAAGCACGUCAGACUCGUCUGACGACUUCGAUUUUUUGGGGUCCAGCCGCGUUGAUAGCUUCGGAAGUCAAUCGAGCAUAUCUGACGGCUCCGUUGCUGGAGAUCCCACUUGUGCUGAGAGUACGGAAGAUGAAUGA
Molecule: messenger RNA, 2973 nt
Organism: Colletotrichum lupini
Lineage: Eukaryota; Fungi; Ascomycota; Sordariomycetes; Glomerellales; Glomerellaceae
Exons: 9
Coding region: 1-2973 (990 amino acids)
Source: RefSeq, a predicted model, not a curated record